This is a messenger RNA of Pyrus x bretschneideri (Chinese white pear), 4532 nucleotides long. Its product is annotated as pentatricopeptide repeat-containing protein At3g29230. The record is from RefSeq and is a predicted model, not a curated record. NCBI's taxonomy places the organism in Eukaryota, Viridiplantae, Streptophyta, Magnoliopsida, Rosales, Rosaceae. The transcript is spliced from 4 exons. Bases 336 to 2177 code for a protein of 613 amino acids. Gene Ontology annotation, molecular function: RNA binding; protein binding. Gene Ontology annotation, biological process: RNA modification.
GACCCCUUCGCGCUCCCGCAACGUCAAAAGCUAUGGAAGCAUUCCUUCCGAAGCUCUCAUUCUUCUAGUACCAUAUCCAUAAGCUGAAACUGAUUGUACAAGGAAUCGAAGGCUCACACACAUCCACGUUUUCCGGCGGUUUUUCAUGAUUCCGGCCAAUUCCGACCACCCCCGACAUCAAGAGCGAUGUAGAUUCGUCAAGCUUGGGUAGUAGGAUUGAAGGUGGAGUUCUAUAUGGAGUUGAAGAUGUGAGUAUUUGUCGUUGCCUUUUGCUUUUUUGUUUCUUGUUUCAUGGCAUAACAGAUACAUUCCGCUUGAUUCUCUUCUAGCUGGCCAUGCAAUGUAAAACAGUAAGAGUAGCAAUGGUUUUGCAUGAACUGGCCCAAAAGCCCCCUCACAGACUCCUUGCCGAAAAAUUCAUCGCACUCUUGCAGUCCUGUAAGGCCAUGAAGCAACUUCACCAAAUUCAGACCCAGAUAAUCUCCCACGGUUUCUCACACAACGAGUACAUUGCACCGAAAAUUGUCUCAGCAUGCGCCGAACUGAAGCAAAUGGCGUAUGCCCACAAGGUGUUUGAUGAAAUACCUGACCCAAAUGUUGCUCUAUGGAACGCAAUGUUCAGAGGGUAUGGGAAGAAUGAGAAUCAUGGAGAAGUUAUAGUAUUGUUUUGCAGAAUGAAGAGCAUGGAUAUAUUGCCCAAUUGCUUCACAUUCCCUGUCGUGAUUAAAUCUUGCGGAAAAAUGAAACGGCCGAUAGAAGGUGAGAUGGUGCAUUGUGUAGUGAUAAAAUGUGGGUUUGGAGCAAACUCAUAUGUGGGAACGACACUGAUUGAAAUGUAUGCGGCUGGGGGACUGAUUGGAGCUGCUUACAAGGUGUUUGGUGAAAUGUUUGAGAGGAAUGUGGUUGCGUGGACUUCCAUGAUUAAUGGGUACAUUUUGUGUGGUGAUAUGGUUUCUGCUCAGCGCCUUUUUGAUUUGGCUCCGGAACGUGAUAUUGUGUUGUGGAACACUAUGAUUUCAGGUUACAUUGAGCUGGGUGAUAUGGUGGCGGCUAGAAAACUUUUUGAUGAAAUGCCGAGACAAGAUGUUAUGUGUUGGAAUACGGUUUUGAAUGGUUAUGCAAGUAAUGGGGACAUUGAGGCUUGUGAGAGGUUGUUUGAAGAGAUGCCUGAGAGGAAUGUUUUCUCUUGGAAUGGGUUGAUUGGAGGGUAUGCGCGUAAUGGACAGUUCUUUGAAACUCUGGGAUCUUUCAAGCGGAUGCUAAGUGAGAGUGAUUUGCUUCCUAAUGAUGCCACCUUAGUGACUGUUUUGUCAGCCUGUGCAAGACUAGGAGCUCUUGAUUUGGGUAAGUGGCUACAUGUAUACGCAAAGAGCAUCGGGUACAAACGAAAUGUCUAUGUUGGGAAUGCUUUAAUUGACAUGUAUGCAAAAUGUGGGAUUAUUGAUAAUGCACUAGAUGUGUUCACGAGCAUGGAUAAGAAAGAUUUAAUCAGUUGGAACACAAUCAUUUGUGGCUUGGCAAUGCACGGUCGUGGAGCUGAUGCCUUAAAUUUGUUUAGCCUGAUGAAGAAUUGUGGAGGAAAGCCAGAUGCCAUCACCUUCGUAGGCAUUUUGUGCUCUUGUACGCAUCUUGGAUUAGUCGAAGAUGGCCUUUUGUAUUUCCAGUCAAUGGUUGAUGACUAUUCCAUUGUGCCUCAGAUUGAGCAUUAUGGCUGUAUGGUUGAUCUGCUUGGACGCUCUGGUCUUUUGGACCAGGCUAUGAACUUUGUGAGGAAGAUGCCAAUGGAAGCAGAUGCUGUUAUUUGGGCUGCCUUACUUGGUGCAUGUCGGAUUUACAAGAAAAUUGACUUGGCAGAGUUGGCACUUGAAAGGCUCAUCGAACUCGAACCAAAAAACCCUGCAAAUUAUGUCAUGCUUUCAAAUAUAUAUGGUGAUCUUGGGAGGUGGAAAGAUGUUGCAAGAUUAAAAGUUUCAAUGAGGGAUACAGGACAUAAAAAAUUCCCUGGUGUUAGCCUUAUAGAGGUGAAUGAUGGUGUGGUUGAGUUUUAUUCCUUGGAUAAGAGACAUCCUGAGACUGAGGAAAUAUAUGGUGCCUUGAUGGGCUUGACGAAACUGCUAAGAUCAUCUGGAUAUGUACCAAACAUUCUGGAGCUUGGGCAGGGAGCCUACCACAACUGAGAGAGGGUCAAUCAGCCUGCUAACUAGCUAUGCGGAGGACCCAGAGGUGACUGUCCGUGGUGACCUUUUUAGAGUAUGGUCACCAUGCAAGGAAGUUAGAGGCAAUAACAGGUCUGGGGUGCAAUUUUUCUUUUGCUUGCAUUGCUCACCAUGUCUUGGAGACAGGCUAAAGCCGUAAAUUGGCCAACCUACUGGAUAGGCUUGAACUAAAAUGUGGGGCGAGUUUGACCCUAAAUAUAAGCGGGUUAAACUGGACCAGACUCAUUUACGAAGUCGGGCAUUCGGUAGCUGAUUGGGCUACAAUCUACCGGUCAAGCCAAACCCCAAUGGGUAAUAACGAGUAACAAAAUAUUUUUAGGUACUUGGACACCCUUUUUCUGCCAGUUUAUAGAUGUAUAGAUUUGUGAUUGAACAGUUAAUUGGUGUCUAGAAAUAGAGGCACUCUUAAAUUGAAAAGCCUUUUUUCCAUUUGACACUUGUAGGUUCCAUUUCAACGGCACUUCAAAUGAAAACCUAGGUUGUUGCCAAAUAUGUCAAUAUAAACGUUAAACCAAACUCAUCUUCUGAACUCCAUAAACCAACAUUUACAUGCUUUGUACGUAUUGUGUUCACCUCUAAACAAUGACUUAAUGAUCUAGUCAUCUCUAAAUAAAACAAAGGAGAAUGUUUAGUCAUGGUAAGUACAGCGGUUAUUAGUCUUAGAUGUCUAGAUGACCAAUAAAUGCAAUGUUAUCAAGUGAUUAAGCCAAGCGGAGGAUAUACUCUAAGAAAGUUUGUGUAAUAAAAAAGGCCUAAUCCACAUCGUUCACGGAAUAAAAUUAGUAUAACUGGGUCACGAAUUUGCAUUUGCAUUUCUUGUUUCAUAAUCUGGUUUAUCUGCUCUUUUGUCAUGCAUGUGGAUUUAUUAGUGAAGUAAUUUGAUGGGUGUGAUUUGGACUUAAUGACUAGUUGGCUUUUAGUUCUGGUCAAGUUGUGCCUGCCUCGCAGUAGUAGUCUACUGUCGUUUAAUGAUGUGCUAUGGCACAUAUUGUUUUUGGCACAGAUCAUAUCUUGACACUUCAUUUAUGCAGUAGGAAUACAUGUUUUUCAUUUUUUCAAAUGUGAACACAGAUCUCUGAUCUUCAAUGUUUAGGAAGUAGACACAUCAUCUUAUAUACCAAACUGGACAGAUGCAAUUUUUUGAGUAGAUCAGAUCACAGAAUGUGUAGAAUGACCUUCUACAAUGUGUGAGGAAGGAGGAAAGUCUUUGGUUGCACACCACUAUGCAAGUUUUUCUCGUGAGGAAGCAAGUAAUACGACUUUGCAUGCACAUAAAGACUAGCAUUUAAUUAUUUUACAAGAGAAAUAGAAGUGUUGAUACAUAUUUUUGGCCAGAUCUUUCUUAAAAAAUGCUGUACAUUCUUAGACUUAUGUUUUGGGUUUUAGUCAAAUUAGGGGUCAGUGAGCUCAUAUUUUCUCAGUAGCCGUUCACUCAGCUAUUCCAGAGGUUUGUGCAGUUUGGGUUUGAUAUCUUAGCCAGGGUGAGUUUGUCCAUCUUUUGGAAUUAUUCUUGGUCCAAACAUAUGGUUGGCUUGGAAAAACUUGGUCUAAUAUUGGAUUCAUGGAUAAAUAUUGAAAAUCCAGCAGUGACUUGAUACGAGUUGUAUCAUCCUAUAUCUUUUUUACUCUCUUUCAUCUAGUCUUGUGUUCAUCUCUCUGUAGUCAACACUCAACGUUUAGUCCUAAAUUCCGACUUAGAAAAUUACUGAUUGAAACGUUUGAAUCUUGUUUCUUGAUUAGCCUACCAGCCAUGAUCAGCAAGUAAAUUGCAACCUUGUUGCUCAUUGUUCAGACAAGUAAACGGUAUCAGUUCAUUGUUCUUAUAUGUAUAUUACUAGAGCCAUUGUCUCUUUGGUAAUGGAUGUCUCUUUUAGCUUUUACCAUUUAGGUGGGUGAUAGUGUUUUAUUGAGUAUAUUUGAAAUCAUGCUUCAACCUGCAUUAAUCACACAUUUAUUGCAGCAUUUGAGUAGAUUCUUAUGCUUAAGGGCAAAAUGAGAAGUUCCGGAAUACCUUUUCCUGGCAAUGAAGGUGGAGUCGUGCUUGACAAGCAAUAAAGAAGGUUUUGAAGGGUACAAAGAAGGCAGGUUUCGAUUAGGUCUUGCUCUGAAACAAUGGACAAGGUUUUUAUAUUGGAGGGGAGCACAUGACCAUACAACGCGUCUUUGACAGUUUUGGACAAAGCCGUUUGUGUCGAUUGGAAUUUUUCUUUCCUCAUGUUUCAGGUACUUAAAAACUGACAUCGUUUCCCAAUUUUGCAUGCACACAAGUUGUUUAUAAAUGCAUGUUAACGUGAAUAAUGAACUGUUUCCAUACUA